AUGAGCGUUGCAAGAAUACUACUCCUCGGACUUAUCGCAGGCGUAGUCAGAGGACAUGGUGGACAUGAUCAAGCUCCAGAUGACAAGGAAUGGGACGCGAAGAGCUACGCGGAGCAGCAUAUGCAUCGAGAACAUCACAUCGACUCUUUCGACUUAGCUAGCUUUUUCAAGCUUCAUGAUCUCAAUGGGGAUGGCUAUUGGGACAAAGCAGAAAUUGAAGCAGUCUAUGGUGUGCACCACGAAUACUCCAAGGCCAAAACCCCAGACGAACAGGAGCAACAGGCAAAGGCGGACAAGAUUGUCGAUGCUGUGCUGAAGCGGAUGGAUACCAAUGGUAAUGGGCUGAUAGACAAGGCAGAGUUUGAAGCUGCCGGCUGGGAAGGGCUGCCGUCGUUCAAAAGCUUGGGGGCCGAUGGGCAUCAUUACGACGUCGAGAGUGAAUUCUUCCUGCAUCACGAGGAGGUGUUCCAUUCAACACCGGAGACACAAACAGAUGAUGCAUAUGUUCACCCAGAAGAUAUUGAACACUUCGAACAGCACGAGAAGAUUGAACUCGAAGAAGAGAACAAGGAACGUGCCUAUCAAGGCCUACCACCAUUCAAGAAUCUGAGAGAAGCAGAAGCAGCACGAGAAAAGGAGAUUGCGGACGCCAAAGCCGAAGCUUCGAGAGUCCCGGGCCGCUUUGCGCGUCAACAGCCCCCUGAGAGACAAGAUCCAAAGAUCAAGUUCAAGGACGCAGGCGCUGAAGCGGAGAAUAAACCAGAGUGGGGAGAAGGGGAUGAAGCGUACAUGCGACCGAAAACACCUGCUGAAAAGCUAAGGAAGAAUGUCCCAUACAAGUACAAGUUUAGGCGAAACUGGGGCGAUUUCUAG
Molecule: messenger RNA, 873 nt
Organism: Serendipita indica DSM 11827
Lineage: Eukaryota; Fungi; Basidiomycota; Agaricomycetes; Sebacinales; Serendipitaceae
Source: the annotation of a GenBank genome assembly